AUGGACGGCCACGGAGAACUGGUGACCUUAGAAGAGGGUUGGACCAAACUGCGUCUCCAGGGGAUUGAGAAGGUUCAACGGUUCUUGGAGCAGCGGCCCGAGCGAGGACAUACAACAAAGCGCGUCUGCGUGGUGUCCAACGAGGACUAUGCCGCAAUUUACACGAUGGUCUACACGAUGUGCACACAGCGUUCCCCAUACAAUUUCUCACAAGACCUGUACCAGCUCUAUGGAGACUCAAUUGUUCGUUACGUCCACUCUACUGUCCUUCCAUCGCUGGAAAAUCGGAGGGGCUCCGAUCUCCUAGAAGAGUUGCUCUGUCGAUGGGAGAACCAUCGCACCCUGGUGAAGUGGCUACAGAAAUUCUUUGCGUACUUGGACCGCUACUAUGUCAAGAUGUACAUGGAGGCACCCCUUGUGAAGAGAGGAAUUGCGAUUUUCAAAGACCAUGUCUUCGAACGAGUGAAGCAACCUGUGUCUGCCGCUAUCGACGAGGCGAUCCGGCGUCAGCGGGAAGGAGAGUCCCUUGAUGAAGAGAGUGUCGCCCAGCUGGUAUGCAUGUAUAUUGGACUUGACCCUGAAGAUGAGGGCUUAGGUCUCUAUCAGCGUGAGUUGGAGGAUUUGCUCCUAGCAUCCACCAAGCAGUUUUACGAUCGCAAGGCCAGAGAGUGGAUUGCGAGCAGCACCUUUGCCGAGUACCUGCAACUUACAGAGGCCGCGCUUGAAGCUGAAGCGCGCAGAUGCGAGAGGUAUCUUCAUAGCAGCAGCAGUAGCAAGCUGCUAGGAGUCGUUGUCAAGAGCACGCUGCAGCAACACCAACAGGAACUCCUGGAGAAGGACACUGCUAUACCUUUCUUGCUUGCUGGGGAGGGGCGAGCUGAACUACGGCUGGCGCAUAGGCUUUUUGCCCUCGUGGAUGGAGCGGUUGAGGAUUUGGCGAAGCAGUUUAAGAUGUACAUCUCAGCAUGUGGAGAAAAGCUGGUGCAGCAAAGGAUUGCCGCAAUGCGAGAGGCACAGCAGAUGAGGGCUCAAGGUUCGAAUAGCAGCAACAGCAACACCGCGAUGUCACAACAGCAACAAAGGCAACAGGACAUCAUAUGCGAGCACCGAUUUGUGGAGAGCGUGCUAGAUCUGCAUGACAGGUUCAAGAGUAUUACCCUGGACUGCUUCCGCGCCCAGCCGCGGGUGUCCCAAGAUGCUUUUGGGCCUUCAACACGACCUACACCUCAGGCCGAUUCCUUGUUUCAGAAGGCAUUGAAAGAAGCAUUCGAGAGCUUUGUCAACGCGCAGUCCCUGCAACCGCCUUUUGCGCAGUUGCUGGCUUCUUUCUGCGAUCGUAUCUUGAGAAAGGCAGGAGGCGAGCGAAUGGGUGACGAGGAAAUUGAAGAAUGUCUUAUGAAGGUAGUGGAAAUAUUCAACUACGUGACCGACAAAGACCUUUUCGCUGAGCAGUACAGAACGCAGUUGGGCCGCCGGCUGUUGCACGAGACAUCAGCAUCACUUGAAUUGGAGCGGCUACUGAUAGCAAAACUACGCCUCAAGUGCGGGGCGCACUUUACAGCAAAAGUAGAGGGGAUGGUGAACGACUUGCAAGUUGCUGCCGGUCUUAUGCGUGCCUUCCAGCAGCAGCAACAAGAAGACCAACUGACGAAACAAGCAGGCCAUCGCGAUCAAAGCCUGGAUGAGUCUGCAUCCCGCCUUAAGGAUGCAUCUGUUCCAUCAACCUCUGUGGAAACGGUAAUGAUUGGCGAUGUAGAGUUCUGCGUGCAAGCUCUAAGCACUGCACAUUGGCCAACAUAUCCAGGCAAGCGAAUACAGGGCCCUGUAGUUAGCGCAGAUAUGGCGCAUCUCAAGCACACGCCUGAGUUGCGGCUUCCUCCAGAAUUGGCUCAAUGUGUGGGGGCCUUUGAGCAAUUUUACGCGUCGCAAACCCAGCACCGGAAGCUAACAUGGCUUCAAAAGCGGCAAGAUCUUAUCUGUAAUACAAUGCAAGCGACCCUUCUGCUAAGAUUCAACAGGAAGCAAGAUGACGGUAAUAAUGGUAUCAAUGGUGGCUGCGCAGAUGAUCCUGCCCUAUCGGUGCAGCAGCUGGUGGAAGACUUGCGUCUUGACGAGCUGACAGUGAAGAAGCUGCUGGGCUCGCUGAUGCUUGGCCGCUUCAAAAUACUAAAGAAGGUUGAGAACGACAUGUUUCAGGUUAAUGAGAACUUUUCGUGCCUUCAUCGAAAGAUCAAGCUGCCGACCCCCGUGCAGGAAGAAACACAAUGCAGAGAGCAUUUGUGCCUCCCUGAGUUUGGCGCAGCUCGUGUUGAGGAGGACAGGUCAAUUACCGUUGACGCGGCAAUUGUGCGUAUUAUGAAAACACGGAAGAGCUUGUCACACCAGCAGCUAGUAGGAGAGGUCAUGGCCCAACUGCAUUUCUUCCAGCCGCCCCCGAAGCUUCUGAAGGAGAGAAUACAGGACCUGAUUGCAAGGGAAUUUUUGGAAAGAGACAAGGACAAACCCACACAAUACAACUACGUGGCAUGA
Molecule: messenger RNA, 2529 nt
Organism: Eimeria maxima
Lineage: Eukaryota; Apicomplexa; Conoidasida; Eucoccidiorida; Eimeriidae
Product: cullin family protein, putative
Exons: 15
Coding region: 1-2529 (842 amino acids)
Biological process (GO): ubiquitin-dependent protein catabolic process; protein ubiquitination
Cellular component (GO): cullin-RING ubiquitin ligase complex
Molecular function (GO): ubiquitin protein ligase binding
Source: RefSeq, a predicted model, not a curated record